This is a messenger RNA of Microplitis mediator, 7489 nucleotides long. Its product is annotated as zinc finger protein 624-like. The transcript has 8 exons. Gene Ontology annotation, biological process: regulation of transcription by RNA polymerase II. Gene Ontology annotation, cellular component: nucleus. Bases 973 to 4122 code for a protein of 1049 amino acids. The record is from RefSeq and is a predicted model, not a curated record. Gene Ontology annotation, molecular function: RNA polymerase II cis-regulatory region sequence-specific DNA binding; DNA-binding transcription factor activity, RNA polymerase II-specific. NCBI's taxonomy places the organism in Eukaryota, Metazoa, Arthropoda, Insecta, Hymenoptera, Braconidae.
UUACUCCAUUUUUGUGUUGACAGAAGACGACCACGUGUGCGUUAAAAAAUUUUUAAACUUUCAAAAAGUUAUAAAUAAUUGAUUUAAUUAAAUAAAUUAGUAUCAAAUGUUUAAGAGACUUAAAAUUGGUUUAUAUAAAUAACAAUUUUUAAUAAAUUAUCAAAAGAAUAGUCUGGAUUUUUUAGUGAAGGCUUGACAGGGUUAUGAUUGUUCGAAUGUAAACAAAGAAAUUGAGUGUGAAUGUAGCAGACAUAAAACAAUUCAUGAAUUGUAAAUAAAUAAAUUAAUUGAUUUAAAGAAUGGAAUUGAAAAAAUCGCGUACUGAUUCUCGAAUUAUGUAAAUACGCAUUUUUCGAAUCUUUUUCUACUCACAUUUUAUUCAUUGAUUCAAAAAGUUAAAAAAUUUCUAACAGUCAGUUACAUUUAUACAAAGAAACAGUGAUUUCAUAAAGUGGCUUUUUAUAAUAACUUCGUAUCUCCGCUCCAAUUAGUUACAAGACGUAAUUACAGUAAAAAAUCAGUGCCGUUGUGUAAAAUUGGAUGUUUUUGUAUAAUUAUUGAAACAGUAAUUAAUGAUUGCCAAUGAGGCAAAAGUAUGACACUGAAGUUAGCUGACAUUUCUUUAUUGUUGGACUUUUUUUUUCAAAACGAUAAAUCAUAAAAAAAAGAUUUUUGAAAAUUGCGUCUAUAGUUUUCUUAAUUUUCUACAUGUGCUUAUUUUUGGUUUUUUUUUUUUUGUCAAUGAUUUGUUGAAAAAAAAUUUAGAAAACGUUAAUUGUUCGCUAACUUUAGGAUCAUUAUCUUCAAGGUCAUGUAAAAAUCAGUUAUUGACACCGUAAAAAGUAUGACGUUUAAAAAUUUUUAAUUUUUGAAAUAUUUACAGGACGUUAAGUAAAUAUUUAAAUUAAAUAAACUGUCAAUAAUUGGAUCUAUUAUUUUAUAAUUCGAAAUAUAAUAGAUUGUAAAAUCAAAAUGAAUAUAAGUGAUAAUAUUGAUAAUAUCAAAAUUGAAUUUAAUGAGAAUUCGGCGAUUUUAGACCACGAAUGUCAUGAAACAACAGUUGUUGAUAAGAAAAAUAUGGAAGAAUUGAACGCAACAAUAAUUAAUGCUCCAAUUGUGAAAGAUACAAUGAAAUUUUUCGAAAAUAGUUCAAACUCACAAGUUGAAAAUAAUUAUAAUUAUUGUUCAGUAAUUGAUUUAGAUGAGAGACCUUUAGAUCUAAGCUAUAAAAUUUGGAUGAAUCAAAACAAUUCUUUGUCUUCCGUAAAUUCUGAUCAGGCAAAUUUACUGCUAACUGAUGAUUUUGUUAUUUAUAAUAAAAAUGAAGACCACGACAAAAAUAACGAUUUUUCGAGUUAUCUUAAGAUUUCAAAAGCUGGAUCGUCAAGUAGAAGAAACAAUUUAUGGGCAGAAACUGCAGGUGGAAAUGAUAAUGAAAAACAGAAUAUAAUAUACGAUAUUGACAAAGAAAAUUUCAAUUGUAAUGACCAAACUGAUGGAAGUAAUAAAACUAUUGCCGAGCAAAAUCAGUUAAAAAAAUGUAUUGAUAUGGAUGCAUCAUUGACGUCAGUUAAAAAUACUUCACUUGCAAAGAAACUUUUAGUUUCAAAUGAUGAUUUAAAAGAUAUUCGAAUUUCGUCAAUAGAAACUCGUAUAAGUAAUCAGAAACAAAUUAAUGUUGAAGAUAAUACAAAUUCUUUUGAAAGUUCUCGUUAUGUUCCAAAUAUCUCAAAGUCUUCUCUUCCUUCUGCUCUGCUUGAAAGAAUCGAAGUGCCUGGAAAAGUUAUUGAAACUUCAAAUUCAGUUGCGAAGUCUGAUAAAAUAAAAUUAACAGAAGUAUCAUUUCAAAGUGAAACUAAUAAACCAGUUGAUUCAGAGAAACAUAUGCACAAUCAUGCUGAAAAAACGUACGAGUGUGAUAUUUGUCAGAAAAAAUUUAAGAGAGCUGGUGCCCUAACAUCUCAUUUUAAAAAGCACACAGGUGGGCAUACAGAAAGACAUUCAGGUAAAAUUCAUUCCGCAAAUACCGCAAAGGAUCCAAUCACGUGCGAUAUUUGUAAAAAAACGUUUGGAGCAUUAUCUUGUUUAAAGCAACAUAUGAUUUCUCAUUUUGACGAAAGACCGUAUGAGUGUAAUAUUUGUCAAUAUAAAUUUAAGAGAGCUGGUAACCUGACAUCUCAUUUCGGAACGCACAUAGUUAAACAUACAGCAAGGCAAUCAUGUGAAAUUCCCCCAAGAGAAUUCCCGCGUAUUCAUACUGCAAGAGAUCCAAUCACGUGCCAUAUUUGUAGAAAAACGUUUGAACAUAGGUGUCGUUUAAAAGAACAUAUGAUUACUCAUUCUGAAGAAAGACCGUAUGAGUGUCAUAUUUGUCACAGUAAAUUUAAGAGAGCUGGUGACCUGAAAUCUCAUUUGGGAACGCACAUAGUUAGACACAGCAAGGCAUUCAUAUACAUUUUAUUACUCCAUGUUGGUGUUGACAGAAGACUGACCAUAUCUGUUAAGACAAAUAUGGAAGAUUUAGACGCAACAAUAAUUGAGAGUGCUUUAAAUCGAAACACUAAAACUUGGAUAAGUCAAAACGAUUCUUUGUCUUCCGUAAAUUUUGAUCAGGCAAAUUUGCUGCUAACUGAUAAUUUUUUAAUUUCCAAUGAAAAGGAACACUACGACAAAAAUAACGAUUUGUUGAGUUGCAUUAAGAUUACAAAAGUUGAAUCAUUAAGUAGAAGAAAUAAUUUAUGGACAGAAACUGCAGAUGAAAAUAAUUAUGGAGAACAGGAUAUAAUAUACGAUAUUAAAAAAGAAAAUUUCGAUUAUGAUGACAAAACUGAUAAAAGUAAUAAAACUAUUGACGAGCAAAAUCAGUUUAAAAAAUGUAUGGACAUGGCUGCAUCAUCAACGUUAGUCAAAAAUAUUUCACUUGCAGAUGAACUUUUAGUUUCAAAUGAUGAUUUAAAAAAUAUUCGAAUUUCGUCCAUAGAAACUCGUAUAAGUAAUCAGAAACAGAUUAAAGUUGAAGAUGAUACAAAUUGUUUUGAAAGUUUUCAUCAUAUACCAAAUAUUUCAAAGUCUUUUCUUCCUUUUGUUCUGCUUCAAAGAAUUGAAGUGCCCGGAAAAGUUAUGGAACCUUCAAAUUUAGUUGCGAAGACUAAUGAAAAAAAAUUGACAGAAGUAUCAUUUCAAGGUGAAACUAAUAAACCAGUUGAUUCAGAGAAACCAUUACAAAAUAAUAAACCGUAUCGUAUUGUUGGUGGACAAUCUUGCAAGGAAUGUGGUUACUUAGCCCGCGGUAAAUACCACUUGAAUAUUCAUAUGCGAAAACACAGUGAUGAGAAAUCUAUGCAGUGUCCAGAAUGUCCACUUAAAACUGCUUAUAAAUCUCAUUUGAUACUUCACAUGCGUCGGUUUCAUCUAGAUCAAAUGGUUAGUUGUAAGCUUUGUGAGUCUAAGUUCAUAACAGCUUAUGAUCUGAGAAAACAUAUGCGCAUUCAUACUGGAAACAAGUGCGAUAUUUGUGAAAAAUCGUUUAGACAAUUAUAUCAUUUAAAACAACAUAUGAUUUCUCAUUCUGAAGAGAGACCGUAUGAGUGUAAUAUUUGUCACAAUAAAUUUAAGAGAGUUGAUAACCUGAAAAAUCAUUUAGGAACGCACAUAGUUAAAUACACAGCAAGGCAAUCAAGUGAAAUUCCCCCAAAAGAAUUACCGCGUAUUCAUACUGCAAAAGAUCCAAUCACGUGCGAUAUUUGUAAAAAAACGUUUGGAGCAUUAUUUCUUUUAAGACGACAUAUGAUUUCUCAUUCAGAAGAAAGACCGUAUGAGUGUAAUAUUUGUCACAAUAAAUUUAAGAGAGUUGAUUACCUGAGAACUCAUUUAGGAACGCACAUAGAUAAAUAUACAACAAGGCAAUCAUGUGAAGUUCCCUCAAGAGAAUUUCCGCGUAUUCAUACUGCAAAAGAUCUAAUCACGUGCCAUAUUUGUAAAAAAACGUUUGGACAAAGGUUUCGUUUAAAACGACACAUGAUUUCUCAUUCUGAAGAAAGACCGCAUGAGUGUAAUAUUUGUCAGAAAAAAUUUAAGAGAGCUGGUGACCUGACAUCUCAUUUGGGACGAGCACAUAUUUAAACACAACAAUACAUCAGAUUCACUUGCGUUAAUAGAAUAUGCCGACGAGCAUACGAAUAAUAAAUUAUGUAUUUGUUUUAAAUGUGGGUAUUCAUUUAAAGGCAUUAAGAUUUUAAGACAACGCAAGAAUCAGGAUCAUGUUGAAAACACGCAGGCAUUAAAAAGAAAAGGACCAAAAAUAAAUUCAAAUUUAUUUACUUUAUUUAAAUGAUAAUACAAAAAUGUGUAUAUUUGUGAUAAUAAUUAAUGAAGUACAUCAACAAUCGUUGAAAUACAAUUUGAAACGUCAGCCAGAGAACUAACGAGUAGAUAAAAACUUUUGAUACUGAAGUGAGCCGACGUCUAAUAAUUACUUUUUUUCUUUCUUCAAGACGAUAAAUUACACAAAGAAAAAAGCAUUUAAAAUAAUUGCACCAAUAGUUUUUUUAAUUUCCCACAUGUGUACAUAUUUUUUUUAUUUAUUUAUCUUUUUUGAAAUUUGUUUUUUUAAAAUAAAAUCCAAAACUUUUAAAUUUAUAUACUAACUUUAUUAUACUGAAAGUAACAGACAUUAAAAAAUUUGUUUUCACUUAAGUAAAAAAAAUUAGUUACUGAUAAGAAGAAAUUAUUAAAAAUGCACCCGAAGUGUUUUUGGCAAUUUUUAUUUACAUUUGUAAUAAUUCAGUCUAAUGACAAGUGACUGAUAAAUGAAAACAUUGAAUAUUCAAAUGUCUGCUACUAUCAGCAUCAUAAUGAUUUGAAUACAGAAAUAACGUAAAUAAUAUCGCAUGGCAUUUAUUUAUAAUUUAAAGCUGUUGUAGAAACUGAUGUACAUCAAUACGGUGAUGCAAAAAUAUGAAGAUUCAGUCACAACUUAAAGAUGCUAAUAAUUCCGAAAUUAUUGACAGUCAAUAUUUGAUAAAUAAACUGUUAUAUAGUAAUACAUAUUCAUUGAUAACAGUCUCAUUGAACAAAACGAAUUUAUAUCUUCCACCAAUGGUUCAAUUUCACAAGCUAAAGAUGAAAAUUUAUAGUUGUAUGCUAAUCGGCAUGGAAAUAAGGUUGUACAUACGCUUAGUCGUAUAAAGAUUGUGAGGAUUGAAUCAUUCAAUGCACAACAAAAUUUGGCAGCAGAUAUUAUACAGUCAUAGUUAUAACGUUGCAUAGGAAGUAAUUUGUCGAGAACUAUUACCAGAUCGAUAUAGUUUAAAGAAUCACAUUGAAACCCAUGAAAGUAGAAGGUUUAUCUAAUGUAAUACUUGUUGUUAUACAAUGAAAUUCUCAGGAAGUAUAUGGGCACACAUAGGCAAACACAUAAGCAAUAUAAUCAUUUGUAAUGUUCGCGGUAGAUCAUUUGCAAUUAGAAAUGAAUUUAAACGACAUUGGCAUCAUUGUAAUUUUUUAAUAAAUUAAGGGUAUAUAAGUGUACUUAUGGCCAUAUUCGUAUUACUUAUGUACGAUAUGAUCAUUUUAUUUACCACAUUGUCAAUAUUCAUGGAGUACAAUAUCUAGAGCAAGAUAAACUUAAGCUGCUUAAAAUUUAACGAAAAAUUAUCAUUGAUGUGACCGGUUGAUUUAAAUUUAUAAAUAAUAUCUGUUUUGAUUUUUUUUUUACUUCAAAGUCACAAUGUAAAGAAAACUAUGAAAAUAUUUUUAAGUUGAUAAUUGAGCAAAAAAAACAAUGAAAAGUAGGAAAAAGUAGACAAUCAUCGGAGUUUAUUGCUUUGUCAUUUACAAGUAAAUAUUUCACAUUUAAUUUUUACACCAACAACUUGUAUUUUUGGUCAUUACUUAUCUAUUAUUAUUUCGAAGAUCUGUACAUUUUAUGGAUCAAAAUAUAAUAAUAAUUAAACUACCAGUUUUUUUGGUAGCGGAUGAAGUCUCCGAUAUUAUUUAUAUUUUCUGAAAAUUAAGAUACAGUAUUGAUGAGUAAUCUCAGUUUCUGUUGAUUUUAAUGGACAAGGAGAAAAGAAUUUCUUGGAGCAAAAAAUUUUUUACUUGCCUUAAAGAGAUUUUCACUUGUCUCAAUACAUUUUUUGCAUUAUAAAUUGAAAACUGAAAAUUUUUUAGGCGAGAAAAAAAUUUUUGUGCUAAGAAAUUUAUUCUAAUCCUAAGAAAAUUUUUGUUUUCAAUUUAUAAUGCAAAAUAUUUCAUAAAUUUAAAAAUGGCGCGGUGAGAAGUUUUAUUACUCCAUGUUGGUGUUGACAGAAGACAGACCAUAUGUACGUUAAAAAAUUUUUAAACUUUCAAAAAAGUUAUAAAAAAUUGAUUUAAUCAAAUAAAUUAUUAUCAAAUGUUUAAGAGACUUAAAAUUGGUUUAAAUAAAUAAGAAUUUUUAAUAAAUUAUCGAAAGAACAGUCUGGAUUUUUUUUUAGUGAAGACUUGACAGGGUUAUGAUUGUUCAAAUGUAAACAAAGAAAUUGAGUGUGAAGUAGCAGACAAAACAAUUUAUGAAUUGUAAAUAAACAAAUUAAUUGAUUUAAAGAAUGGAAUUGAAAAAAUCGCGUACUGAUUCUCCAAUUAUGUAAAUACGCAUUUUUCGAAUCUUUUUCUACUCACAUUUUAUUCAUUGAUUCAAAAAGUUAAAAAAUUUCUAACAGUCAGUUACAUUCAUACAAAGAAACAGUGAUUUCAUAAAGUGGCUUUUUAUAAUAACUUCGUAUCUCCGCUCCAAUUAGUUACAAGACGUAAUUACCGUAAAAAAUCAGUGCCGUUGUGUAAAUUUACAUGUUUUUGUAUAAUUAUUGAAACAGUAAUUAAUGAUUGCCAUUGAGGGAAAAGUAUGACACUGAAGUUAGCUGACAUUUCUUGAUUGUUGGACUUUUUUUUUCGAAACGAUAAAUCAUAAAAAAAAUAUUUUUGAAAAUUGCAUCUAUAGUUUUCUUAAUUUUCUACAUGUGCUUAUUUUUGAUUUUUUUUUCUUGUCAAUGAUUUGUUGAAAAAAAAUUUAGAAAACGUUAAUUGUUCGCUAACUUCAGGAUCAUUAUCUUCAAGGUCAUGUAAUAGUCACAGUUAUUGACACCGUAAAAAGUAUGACGUUUAAAAAUUUUUAAUUUUUGAAAUAUUUAGAGGACGUUAAGUAAAUAUUUAAAUUAAAUAAACUGUCAAUAAUUGGAUCUAUUACUGUAUAAUUUGAAAUAUAAUAGAUUGUCAUAUCAAAAUGAAUAUAAUUGAUAAUGUUGACAAUAUCAAAAUUGAAUUUAAUGAGAAUUCAACGAUUUUAGACCACGAAUAUCAUGAAACAACAGCUGUUAAGACAAAUAUGGAAGAUUUAGACGCAACAAUAAUUGAGAGUGCUUUAAAUCGAAACACUAAAACUUGGAUAAGUCAAAACGAUUCUUUGUCUUCCGUAAAUUUUGAUCAGGCAAAUUUGCUGCUAACUGAUAAU